AUGGGCCUUGCAGACUACAUGAGUGAAAACGUAAGCAAUAACGGUCAGCAGGAUACUUGGCACCAAUGGGAACCUGAUCAGGAGCCACCAAUCGAUGGUAAACCUGAUACUGUCAUGGAUGUGACUUGUACGAUUACGGACGAUGCGCAAACAACGCUUUCCAUGCCAACACUGGACGGUCUGCCACAGCAUUCGUCUCCGUUAGUGCCAUCGUCAUCAUCGUCUUUAACUGUAUCGAAAGCACUGACACCACUCAAUCAUCAUAAUCAAUUGACGCGUUUCAUGGCGAAACAGACUCUCGGGUAUAUCCCGAAACUCAGUGUGCGUAGCCCUGAGCGCACAACGGCACCACCUAAUGCUGUCUACAGUGGUUUACCAAGGGAAGCAGGUGUCUUUACUUUUGACACCUCACAUGGCACUGGUAGUACCUCUCCAUCCUUUCGUUUACCAAGUCUUACACCUCCAUUAUCUCCACAAAAGUGGGCAAACCCUUUGCCAUUUACCAACCAGGAAGACGUGCAGACGACGGAAGACGGACGGCCAAGUCUACCGGCACUUGGACAAAGCAGCAACUUCAUUCAACGGUCCGGUAGCUUCUCCGAAAUCUCUUCAUCACCCAUCCCACCACUCAAGCGACACUUCACACAAGAGACAACGACGCAUCACAGCGUCAUGUCCAUUGCUGAUCUCUGUCAACCUUUUCGCUACAUGCGCGCAUCAUCGUGUCCAUCUGAUACGAAUCCGGGCGCAGCACUGGGAUCGAACCCCACGACACCGUUGGCAAGUACGGCCUUACCUAUUGUUGAGCAAAGCUGGAGACCUGCCAUUGAUCCGCAAACCUACGUGCGGACACAAUCUUGCAAUAGUGAGACUGACACAUUGCGUGGGUGUCUGCCGCAUACUGGAAUCUCAUCAUCACUGGAUGAUGGCUUUCAGCGCAAUCGGUUAGAACGCAGCACUUCCAUGGAUGCACCCACAUUGGUGCGCCACCUUAAGCGGACGGCAGCCGAGUCCAUUGAUCUCACACAGUGGCUAGACCGACCGGGCCGGAGUUCUUUGACCUCGCUAGCGGAUUCGGCCGACUCUAUGAAUCAACUGGAGCAAGCUGGUCGCUCCAUGCGUAUCUCUGACUCUCCUCGGUCCGAUAUAGUGGGGUUGAACGAGGCCAAGCGUGAGAAGAAGCUCUGUGCUUUUCCUCAAUGCGCUAGCAACGCUGUGACCCGAGGAUUGUGCAUCAGUCAUGGCGGAGGUCGCCGAUGUCAACGAAAGGGUUGCACGCGCGGUGCACAAAGCAAGGGACUGUGCGUGGCCCAUGGUGGCGGUCGUAUCUGCCGUGCCGCUGGGUGCUCCAACAUCCAGCGCAGCAUGGGAUUGUGUAUCCGCCAUGGUGGAGGCAGACGUUGCAGCGUCAAGGGCUGUCAAAAGGGCGUUGUGCGACAGGAUCUAUGUACGGCUCAUGGUGGUAAGCGCAAGUGCCGUGUGACUGACUGCACAAAGCACGUGAAGAAGAAAGGUCUAUGUCGAUCACACGCCAAUUCACUUUAUGGUACAUCGGGUUCGAGUUAA
Molecule: messenger RNA, 1566 nt
Organism: Peronospora belbahrii
Lineage: Eukaryota; Oomycota; Peronosporomycetes; Peronosporales; Peronosporaceae
Source: the annotation of a GenBank genome assembly